CUCCUAAUCUGAACUCUGGAUGCAAAUGUUUUAAAAAACGUCUCUACCCGACAUUUGCAUUUAAACAAAUAGACGAAGGCCAUUUUGUGGCUCUCCAUGACAGCAGGGUGCAGUGACUUGUGCUCCAUCCGCCCCUGCCCUCAAAAGGAAGAACCCCCCCAUCUGGGUGUGAUGCUUCAGAGUAGUAUGUUGCUGAGCACAGGGAUUAGGCCACUACUAUAGAAGACAACCACCUCCACCAGGGACUUCGCAAAGGGACUCAGGCUGGAAUACCCCUCCACCAACGGCAGCAUGGACACAGAGUAUUCUAAGCGAGUUUACCAGGGGGUCCGCGUCAAGCACACCGUGAAGGACCUGCUGGCGGAGAAGCGCUCCCGCCAAACCAGCGGACCCCGAUAUAGUGGAGGAGCAUCCACACCUCCAUCCUUUGUACAAAUGCCAGGCUCCCACAUGAUUCCCGGGUACUACGGCAUGCGGCGGCCCUACAUCUCCGACUCCGACUACUGCCCCUCGUCCGCCAAGCAGUUCUCGACGGAGCUGUACGGGCCGGCGCUGGGCUCCAAGGCGCUGGAGCCCUCCUCGGUCGGCGGCUACUCCUCCUUCAUCGACUGCUACUGCCCCGAGACCUUCGGGGACUACCGCAGCGCCACCGCCGCCUUCUCCACCUCGGCGGGCACCUCCAUCUUCCCCCCCACCGCGCUGACCUCCCUGCUGCCGCCCUUCGGGGGCGACGGAUCCCAUCUCUUUCUGAGGGAGUCCUGGGACCAGUCGGUUCCGGAGCCCCUGUCCCAGGUGGGGGAUGGCCUGUGUCCCGACGGCCUGGGCAGUGUGGUGGGCGUGGCAUCCGCCUCCAUCACCAGCCCGGAGCCCGAGGGCAGCCCGUCCCACCAGCAGCAGUACCGCUCCCCCAGCCACAGCUCCUCCACCAUGGGCCCGUCCUCCUCCUCCACGGGCCCCUCGGGCCAGCCCUACGCCCUGCACACGCUGGAGGACGUCCACUACCACCCCCUUUCCAGCAGCUCCUACCCGCCCUCCUCGCCCUCCUUCUGCUCCCCAUACAUGUCCGGCACCGUGGGGGACCUGGCCCCUAAGAUGGCCCCCCUGGCGCCGGAGGAAGCUGAGAGCCAAAGGGGCCUCUCCUCCCACAGCGAUGCUCAUCACCCCUCCUGGGCCAAAGAGGAUGCUGGGAGCUCCUGGUCGUCCUAUGAGAUCAGGAGGUCCUACUAAGCAACUGACGGGGGGGGGGGGGGGGGGGGGGUAAUUUAAUGUGGCGCUGUUGCAUUGUGGCACUUAAGAGGAGUGUGUUUGCCUCCUAGGACUUCAUGCUGUCACCGUUUUCAUUUGAAGUUUCACUGUAAGUACGUAGAUGACGUGAAUAAAUGUGCUGUAGAAGAGUAGGUGCCCGUUCUCCUUCAGAGUUUAUGGAAGAUGCUCCAAUUGCAGAUAAAGUCUCCCGAACAAUAGAUCUGCUCUGAGUCAGCUCCAUCUCUGAGCCAGCUCCAGGGAGUCUGCAGGCUGCAGUGGGCCCUGGGGGAGACUGCGCUCUGGGAGGGGGUGUCCGUGUCUCAUGAAUGUCUUUAAUGUUAAAUGAACUAACAAACAAACACAUUUACUACAGGAACAGUCACGUAACAGAGGUUCCAACCACCUUUUCAUGUUUAGACUUCACUAUUUAGUCAUUUAGGUGAAGGAAUUAUGAAACUAGACUAGAUAGGGAAAUAAUAAAAUCGGGGUGCAUAAAAAGGGGGGGGGGGGGGGUAUUAAACUACCAACAUUGAAGAUAUAAAUAUUAACACAGAUGUAAACUUUGACAAGAUUAGAAGUGAAGACUGAGAUUUAUUUUCGGAUAAAUAUUUUUUUAUUUCAAAAAACAAUUUAGAAUUGAAUCCGUUUUGUGCUCAAAUAGGUCUCAGAUAUUCUUCUCAUAUUUAUUAAAAAAACAUUGACUGCGAACAUUUCGAAUGAUUAAUUUGUUAUUUAUUUUUAAAUAAGAAAUAAAACUUUAUGGGAUUAUCUGCAAACCCCUACAUUAAAAAUCAUGUGAAGAUGUAUUUUUAACUGCUUGACCAAUAUAGGCCUACUCCAAAAAAAAUACUAAACAACUUCCAAUAAAAUGAAAUAGAACAUGAAAUAAUUGUACACAAUAAGUAUAUUCAUUCAACUUGUUAGGUAGCCUACGUUAACAAGCUGAAUGGAUCGUGAAUAGCCUGCAUAAUCACGUCGAAAGCAGAUCUUUUUCAAGGGAAAAGGCCUCUGCUGUGGCCAUUAGGGGGCGCUCUGAGCCAGCGUCCGAGCAAGGAAGAGCUUCAAAGGGAAUGUAUCAAUGGGACAAUGGAACUCGGGUGAACAACGCUUGAUAUGUCAACUGUGUGUAUAAAACAUUAGAUAACAUCUUUGUACGUUGCAGACGUCUGGCCGUUGUAAGAGACAGCUAAGAGUUCAUUAAUGUUUUUUAUUUUUUUUCGUGAAAUGAAAGAUAAAUCACUCAAAGGACUUGUGUUUUUUAUGUGUCCAAAGUUCAUUAUAAUUAAUGUAUUACAGAUCAACGUUCUUUGAGAAAAUACAUUAUUAUUCAUCUCAAACUAAUUGAACAAAUUAUAAUCCCAAGCGGUGCAUUU
Gadus macrocephalus (Pacific cod) is the source of this 2618-nucleotide messenger RNA. RefSeq names its product POU class 2 homeobox associating-factor 2-like. NCBI's taxonomy places the organism in Eukaryota, Metazoa, Chordata, Actinopteri, Gadiformes, Gadidae. The transcript has 5 exons. The record is from RefSeq and is a predicted model, not a curated record. The coding region runs from base 292 to 1227 and encodes 311 amino acids. Gene Ontology annotation, molecular function: POU domain binding; DNA binding.